Molecule: messenger RNA, 1395 nt
Organism: Drosophila miranda
Lineage: Eukaryota; Metazoa; Arthropoda; Insecta; Diptera; Drosophilidae
Exons: 3
Coding region: 144-746 (200 amino acids)
Source: RefSeq, a predicted model, not a curated record
CUGACAGACAUUUGACAAAAUUCAUGUAUCGAUAGUUACAGACAAGACACUAAUUUCUGUCAUUUCUAUCGAGCUGGCAGCACUCUUUCUUUCUACAAGUCAUUGAAGGCAGAAAAAUUAAGUUCAUUUUGUGCUGCAAAAUUAUGCAAUUUGUUACUAACCAUCCUUUUGGACCGAAUGGACCCUACUAUGGUCGUCCCUGUCUACGUGAUCGCUUUCCCAGCCUGGUGGACGAGGUCGGGGAAUGGGGCGGCAGCCUGGUGGAGCAUCUAGGCAGCGCCAACAUCGAGAACAUGGGCGCCCGCCUCAAGAAGGGACGCAAGCACGACAAGGAGCAGGAAUUGCGUGACGCCAACGAGAACCUAUUGACCGGUUCUCCACGCAUCAGUCAGACGCUGCGCACCAAAGCGCGCAGCAUGCGACGUGCGCACGACAUGUUCGCGCCACAGAUGACGCGCGAGCCGCCGGUCUGGGCCGAGCCGCUGGAAACUGAGCGGCCGCGUCGGCGCAGUCGCUCAGUCAAUGUGCGGCCCACGGCUGAGCGACAGGCGGGCGAGCCCCCGUACAAGGGGAAAUGCGAUCAUUGCCGUCGCCAGGGCACCGAUGAUGCUGCGAGCGAUUUCAAUGCCCGCACCAUGGCCAUGCGCAUCAGUGACCAUCCCAUUCUCAGCAACCAGCACCAGUUGAUGCACUGCAUCCAUUUCGUGCCAGAUGUCGACGGCCAGCGAAAUGUGAGGAUUGGAUAGACCCGCCCGCCCGCCCGAAGCGAACCGAAGCGCAGUGCCUUGGCGCCUCUGGAGACCCCUGGAAUGAGGAAGUAACUGCAGAGAGAGCGCGAAAUUACACCAAGAAACACUUGAGAAUUGAUAAUUAUAAUAUAUUUAGUGUAAAACUAUGGAUUUCAUGGCUUACAAGGCAUUUUUCGCAGGUUUGUGGGAAACUGUGAUAAUGAAUGGCCCUGUAAAGUCUUUUUGGUGACUAUAUCUAUGCUAUCUCUGAGAUUGUGGCUUCAUUUGUGCCCCCCAAUUAGGCAACUAAGCAGAAAAGUCACUUCAUCAGCUCUGAGACCCUUCUGCAGUGCCAUUGCAGAUCUGCUGAACCCCUAGUCACUCUUCUAGCACUCACAUCUACCGAAUCUUAUCUUACGCGUUUCCGUUUCUAUCUCAUUUCACUGCUGGCGCCCAUCCCCAGCUAAAUCCUGCACAUCCUGCCGUCCUGCCCAUCGUAUUCGCUUGUUCACUUUGCCAUACGCUUUGCAUAUUUUAGGACGCAACAGGAAAUGAAUGAACACGCCCCAGCGACUGCAAACGAAACGAAAAGUGGCGAAAAAACAACAUCCACCCGCAGCAGCAGCAGGAGCAGGAGCAGGGGCAGUGGGAAAUGUUGGAAAGGCAA